Messenger RNA from Eucalyptus grandis, 954 nucleotides. RefSeq names its product cysteine protease XCP1-like. NCBI's taxonomy places the organism in Eukaryota, Viridiplantae, Streptophyta, Magnoliopsida, Myrtales, Myrtaceae. Gene Ontology annotation, molecular function: cysteine-type endopeptidase activity. The coding region runs from base 1 to 954 and encodes 317 amino acids. Gene Ontology annotation, cellular component: lysosome. The transcript is spliced from 3 exons. The record is from RefSeq and is a predicted model, not a curated record.
AUGGAAAUAGACCUAGUUGUGAUGGCUAUGUAUGACUUUGAUGUUAUCAUAAGAAUGGACUGGCUCCAUAAGUAUAGGGCUAAGGUGGACUGCUAUAGGAAAGUGAUCCAGUUCAUGUUACCUGAUCAGUCUAGUUUCGAAUCUUUUGGAGGUCAGACAAACCCCUCUAUAGCCAUUAUCUCAAUGGUAGAAGCUCGUGAACUACUUGACGAAGGAUGUCAAGGAUACCUAGCAGUGGUAAGAGAUCUUGCUAAGGAAAAUGCUAAAAUUGAUGAGAUUCAAAUAGUCAGGGAAUUUCAGGAUGUGUUCCCUGAGGAGUUGCUUGGAUUACCACCAGAACGAGAGAUUGAGUUUGAGAUUGAACUAAUGCCUAGAACAGGACCAAUAUCGAAAGCCCCGUAUAGAAUGGCCUUGGUGGAGUUGAAGGAGUUGAAGCCGGUCAACCGGACUCACAAGGUUGGAUUGAACAAGUUCUCGGACUUGACCAACGAGGAAUUUGUGGCAGCAUAUACCCGAUACAAAUUGCCAUCAUCAACACGCAGGAACUCGUCCCAAGUCAAUUCUUUUAAGUACCAAGGUUCGAAUAGCAUCCCAGAGAGCGUCAAUUGGGUAAAACAAGGUGCUGUCAACCCUAUAAAGAACCAAGGCCAAUGUGGAUCUUGCUGGUUCUCCGUGGUGGCGGCGGUCGAAGCAAUCACACAGAUCACCACUGGCGUGCUACCAAACCUGUCCGAGCAGCAACUCAUAGACUGCGCCACUGACGGGAACCAGGGCUGUCAAGGCGGCUGGAUGGACAAUGGCUUCGAGUACAUCAUCAACAACAAUGGCAUCAGCUCCGAGACGAACUACCCGUACGUUGGGGUCGACAGCACCUGCGAUGUGCAGGCCUCAUCUGUUGCCGAGGCCAAAAUAUCGGACUACAGGGACGUCCCCCGAACGAGGACGACAUGCUGA